CCUAACCUGCCGCCGAUACCGCUGCCGAUCCCGAUCCCGAUCGCGAUCUCGCUGCUCGUCGCUCCUGCUCCCGCUACCGCUGCUCGCCGCUGUCGCUGCUCGCGCCUCCCGCGAGCCUUCCCGCUGCUCGCCGCUGUCGCUGCUCGCGCCUCCCGCGAGCCUUCUCGCUGCUCGCGCCUCCCGCGAGCCUUCUCGCUGCUCGCGCCUCCCGCGAGCCUUCCCGUUGCUCGCGCCUCUCUCGAGCCCUCCCGCUGCUCCCGCCUCCCGCGAGCCCUCUCGCUGCUCGCGCCUCCCGCGAGCCCUCUCGCUGCUCGCGCCUCCUGCGAGCCCUCCCGCAAGCCUUCCCGCUGCUCGCGCCUCCCUCGAGCCCUCCCGCUGCUCGCGCCUCCCGCGAGCCCUCUCGCUGCUCGUGCCUUCCGCUCCCUUUCCCUUUCCCGCUGUCGCUGCCGUCGCUCGCCGCUGCUGUUGCCGCCGCUCGCCGCUGCUGUUGCCGCCGCUCGCCGCUGUUGCUGCCGCCGCUCGCCGCUGCUUCCUCGAUGAUUAAUUUGUUGUUAAUAGAUUAAUAAUAUAUUAUUUUGAUUUUAAUGUUGUUAAUUUUUAUUUAUUUGAAAUUAUUAAUUAUAUUAUAUAUUUUUAUAUUUUAGCGCCUCGCUUCGCUCGGGCGAGCGCCUAGCGCCUCGGGCGUUUGUGGACCUUGGCGCCUAGCGCUUUUUAAAUCACUGGUUGACGUAUACAAGAACCCAAAUCCAGCCGCGAAGUGUGUCGAAGCGCGACCAAAAUGUCGCUUUGGGCAUUCCUGUUGUCGACCUUAACCUCUUCCCUUCUGUCCCUAUUGGUCUUCUCCGCCGCCGCAGCGGUGAUCUCGGGACGACGGGGGAGGCGGAGGGCGGCGGGUUUCUUCCAUCCCUACACCAUUGACGGCGGCGGCGGGGAGAGGGUCCUGUGGUGCGCCGUCAAGGCCGUGCAGGAGGAGAACCCCGAUCUCGACUGCGCCGUCUUCACUGGUGACGACGCCUCCCCUCAGAGCCUGUCCGCCCGCGCCCUCGAUCGGUUCGGUGUCAAGCUGCUUCGCCCCCCUCAGGUUGUCCGUUUGUAUAGAAGGAAGUGGAUUGAAGAACACACAUAUCCUCAUUUUACUAUGAUUGGACAAAGUCUUGGUUCAGUGUAUCUUUCAUGGGAAGCUCUCCGCAAAUUCACGCCUCAGUUCUAUUUUGAUACUAGUGGCUAUGCUUUUACAUACCCGCUUGCUCGGAUUUUUGGGUGUAAAGUUAUUUGCUAUACUCAUUAUCCAACCAUCAGUUCGGAUAUGGUUUCUCGUGUUCUCCAGCAAAGCUCAAUGUAUAAUAAUGAUGCUCUAAUUGCCAGCAGCAUGCUGCUAUCCCGGUGUAAGGUUGUGUACUAUACAUUAUUCAGUUGGUUGUAUGGGUUGGUGGGAUCUUCUGCACAUCUUGCAAUGGUGAACUCCUCAUGGACCAGAUCACAUAUAGAGGGUCUGUGGAAGAUUCCUCGACGCAUUAAGAGAGUAUACCCUCCCUGUGAUACUUCAUCUCUUCAGUUGCUUCCACUGGAAAGGCCAGUUAGAAGUCCUGUGAUUAUAUCCGUUGCCCAAUUUCGCCCGGAGAAGGCCCAUGGCCUUCAGCUGGAGGCAUUUGCACUUGCUGUUAGAAGACUGGACCAGGACUUGCCUAGACCAAAGCUCCUAUUUGUGGGUAGUUGUCGAAAUAAGCAGGAUGAAGAAAGAUUGCAGAAGCUCAAACACAGAUCCAAGGAACUAAGUAUUGAUGACUAUGUGGAGUUCCACAGGGAUGUUAUGUAUAGGGACCUAGUCCAGCUUCUGGGAGGUGCUGUUGCAGGACUCCACUCCAUGAUAGAUGAGCAUUUUGGAAUUAGCAUUGUAGAGUACAUGGCAGCCGGUGUGAUACCAAUUGCCCAUAAUUCAGCAGGUCCCAAGAUGGAUAUAGUGUUAAAUGAAGGCGGACAUCGAACAGGUUUUCUAGCUUCAAGCAAAGAGGAAUACGCUGAAGCUAUUCUCAAGGUACUUAAGAUGCCAGAGCCAGAAAGGCUUGCAAUAGCCGCAGCUGCUAGAAAGCGAGCUCAAAGGUUCUCAGAGCAAAAGUUCUUCGAGGACUUUGAGGCUGCAGUUCAGCCUAUCCUAGCACCCAAAGCUUCUUCAUGAACUCAGACCGAUUGGCUUAUGUGUUUUUACUUGGUUUUCUUUCCCAUAAGAGAGGUGUCUUAAAAUUGUGUCAUGGUCCACAUAUGAUAAUUAUGUUACAUAUGAUAAGUUAUCUUUUCUUUUGACAAAUCCUGUAACUUCAUAGUUAAACAUUGUAAUUGCCAUGACUAUUAGUUAAACAUUCUUAGCAAUUGGAAGUUA
This is a messenger RNA of Musa acuminata AAA Group (dessert banana), 2377 nucleotides long. Its product is annotated as GDP-Man:Man(3)GlcNAc(2)-PP-Dol alpha-1,2-mannosyltransferase. Gene Ontology annotation, cellular component: endoplasmic reticulum membrane. The coding region runs from base 779 to 2176 and encodes 465 amino acids. Lineage: Eukaryota; Viridiplantae; Streptophyta; Magnoliopsida; Zingiberales; Musaceae. The transcript has 7 exons. Gene Ontology annotation, molecular function: GDP-Man:Man(3)GlcNAc(2)-PP-Dol alpha-1,2-mannosyltransferase activity. Gene Ontology annotation, biological process: protein N-linked glycosylation. The record is from RefSeq and is a predicted model, not a curated record.